UCCGCUUGCUAUCAGUUCGUGCGGUUGCCUUGCCAAGUGCGGUCCGGUACAGCUCGGUACUCCACGUGUACGCAUGUACCAUCAGUGAACUUACACUCACAGGGCAUCUCUGUGUUCGCAGAUAUGAAAAAUGGAAAGGACGAAGACCAGGCCAACAGAGGACAUCUUAAUAAGGGAGAAGAAGAUGAAAUGGAGAUCUAUGGAUACGAAAGCUGCGCGACCUACAAGGUGGUCACCUACUUCCUGAUAUUGGUCAGCCUGGGUCUGCUCAGGCUGGUCUUCCAUUGGUGGCCUCAACUUUGGCUCUACUGCACGCACAAACCUGCAAAUCUCCAAAAGGCACAGCGUCUUCUAGUAAUCGAUACUUACGAGAAGAGGUUCAAAUCUAUAUUCGUCAAAGAAGUGAAGAAAGUAUUUCCUUUACCCAACAGAAGUGAAUCUAACAAUAAGAACUGCAAAGCAGAAAUUAAGAUGGAUGAAAAAGAACUAAAAACGAUUUCAGUAAACCUAGCCGAUGGAUCUAAAAUAGAUUUAUCCGAAAUGAGAGCAGUAUGGAUUAAGAAACUUUGCUACAUUUGGGUAAACAAAGAACAACAAUUUAUAAAGCUUGUGGGAAUGGAUCAAUCGAUUCAAAAGAGUGACCUCCAAAACAGUAGAGGAUUUUCGGAAGCACAACAAAUACAGAAGAGAAUCGCAUAUGGGAUGAAUGAAAUUAAUGUACCAAUUCAGUCUGUUUUGACUCUUAUAGCUCUAGAAAUUUUGAAUCCGUUCUAUGUGUUUCAAGUUUUUGCUCUUUCAGUGUGGAUUUCAGAUGAAUAUUAUUAUUAUUCUGUAGCUAUUAUAUUGAUGUCAUUAUUCGGUAUCGGGUCUUCAGUCUCUCAAACACACUCGAACCAAAGAAAGUUACGAGAAACAGUUCACUCCUCCGAUAUAAUAACUGUAAAAAGAGGAGAGGGAGUGUACGAAGAUGUAGCUACUACGGCAUUAGUACCAGGAGAUAUAAUUGUAAUACCAGCUCACGGUUGUACUGUUCCUUGUGACGCUGUUUUAUUGAAUGGAAACUGCAUCGUCAAUGAAAGCAUGUUAACAGGAGAGAGCGUGCCCGUUACUAAAACACCUUUACCCAACAAUGAUACAAAUUAUAACACAAAAGAAGAUGCUAAUCAUACUUUGUUCUGCGGUACUCAUGUUAUUCAAACUCGCUUUUAUGGGUAUGAGAAAGUUCAUGCAGUGGUCAUAAGAACAGGUUUCUUAACCGCGAAAGGAAGUCUUGUAAGAUCGAUUCUGUAUCCUCCUCCGGCAGAUUUCAAAUUUGAUCAAGAUUCUUAUAAAUUUAUUUGGGUGCUGGGAACAAUUGGACUGAUAGGAUUUUCAUACACAGUUUAUUCGAAGAUGUCACGAGGAAUAGCAUUAGGAGAUGUGUUUGUGAAAAGUUUUGAUCUCUUUACAAUUAUCAUUCCCCCAGCGUUACCAGGAGCGAUGACAGUCGGAAAAAUUUAUGCUCUACACAGACUCAAGCGACAGAAAAUUGCAUGUAUCAACUCCAGAGUAAUAAACGUGUCCGGCUCUCUCAACUGUGUUUGUUUCGACAAGACAGGUACACUCACUGAAGACGGUUUGGACAUGUGGGGAAUCGUCCCUACAAAAGAGGCAGAAUUCUCAAAUCCUUUAAAAAACCUGAACAAUAUGGAACAGGAUCACUUAAUGUUUGGGAUGGCUACCUGUCAUUCUCUCACCUUAAUAGAUGGAAAAUUGAUAGGCGAUCCUCUAGAUGUGAAGAUGUUUGAAUCAACCCAAUGGUCUUUUAAUGAAACGUCAUUACCGGAUGAAGAAAAAUAUGAUCUACUAGUUCCAGCUGUUGUAUCAUCUCCUAAGAGGCCCGAGAAGAUUGAUGUUGAAAUUGGUAUUUUACAUCAAUACCAAUUUUCAUCGAAGCUACAGAGAAUGAGUGUCAUUACACGCCAGCUAGGCAGCAAAGAUAUGAUCUUAUACUGCAAAGGAUCACCAGAAAUGAUAAUGUCCUUAUCAAAUCAAAAUACAGUGCCAAAGGAUUCGCUCAAAAAGUUAAAAGAAUACACCAAGGAAGGAUUCAGAGUGCUAGCAAUCGGAUGGAAACAAUUACAAAAUAUUGGAAUCCAUAAGUUUGAUAAGAUAUUAAGAGAUGACAUAGAAAAAGAUUUAAAUUUUGCCGGUUUUAUAGUGAUGGAAAAUAGGUUGAAGAAAGAAACGAUUCCCACCAUCGACGUUCUCAAAAAAGCUGAAAUAAAAAUUGUUAUGAUAACAGGAGAUAAUAUACAAACGGCCUUGAGCGUCGCUAAGGAAUGUGGCAUCAUCGGCCCCCGUGACACAACAGUAGAACUUCAUAUAACUGAUGAGAACUCUAAAAUUCCAGAAUUGGAAUAUCACGUGUCUCAAAACGAUGAUGGGCAGUGGAAAAAUAGCCACAGACAUAUGAAUGGUACUGUAGAAGAUGGGAUACAGACGGGAAAAAUGAGAUUGGCGACAACUGGAAAAACAUGGGCUGUCAUCAGAGAUAAGUUACCAGAACUGCUUCCUAGACUGGUUAUACAAGGUGCUGUUUUUGCUCGAAUGACCAGUGACCAGAAGCAGCAACUUGUUCUUGAACUACAGAAGAUGGGAUAUUUUGUUGCAAUGUGUGGAGAUGGAGCAAACGAUUGUGGAGCUUUGAAAGCUGCCCACGUCGGGAUUUCACUGUCUGAAGCAGAAGCAUCUGUGGCUUCCCCUUUCACAUCUCAAAAUGCUGACAUUUCAUGUGUUCCAAAAGUAAUCAGAGAAGGAAGAGCAGCAUUGGUAACUUCAUUCGGAGUUUUUAAAUUUAUGAUCCUGUACAGUUUCACCGAGUUUUUUUCAACUUUAUUUUUAUACCGAAUUGACAGUAAUAUUACAGAUUUUCAGUUCCUUUUUAUUGACGUUUUUCUUGUGGUGAAUUUUGCAUUCUUUUUCGGUCAGAGUAAAGCAUACAAAGGUCCUAUAGUUUCCGAAACACCUUUGUCAAGCAUGUUGAAUUUUAUACCCAUUACCUCACUUAUACUACAAGCUAUUACAAUACUUAUCAUUCAAACUCUAUCAUUUUAUUUCGUUCAACAGUUUCCUUGGUUUCAGCCAUUUCAUUUUAAAUUUAGAAAACAAUAUAAUUCAUUUGAGAACUAUUCAAUUUUUACUGUUUCUCAGUUCCAGUACAUCACAAUGGCUGUUACAUUUUCACAAGGUCCUCCCUACCGAGAACCUAUCUAUACAAACAAAAUAUUUUUUGCAUCAAUCAUUAUAAUGACGGCUGUUUGUUCAUACAUAACAAUAUUCCCAGCGAAUUGGAUAAUUAAAUUGUUACAGUUACGUUUUCCACCAUCGUAUGAGUUUUCAGUUCUUGUUCUCGGUUUGGGUUUGGUUAACUUUUUAGUUUGUUUAUUUUUUGAAGAUUUUAUUGUCAACAGGAUAUUAUUUAAAAAGAUGAAGUGUGGUAUUGACACAUCACGACAGGCUUAUGUAAAAUUAGAAGCAGAUUUUGAAAAUGCUCAAUGGCCACCAGAAGCAAAACGUUUCAGUGUACUGGAAAAAUCAGGCAGCAUAAACUUUGCUGACUCUGAAAACAUAAUUGUAACAAAACUAUAAACAUUUUAAAUAAUUAGAUUAAAAAUGUCCAAUGAAUAAUGUAUAUUACCAUGAACAUAUUGUAAAUAAUUUUUUAGAAUAAUGAAAGUAUUUCUCUGUGUAUAUAAUUUCAUUUCCUGAAAGUAUCUGUGAUAUUUUUGUAAUUUUAGAGUAUUUUAAUACUUAAUGUUGUUUUGGCAUUUUAUAAAUACCUACGGGACGUAUGCCGUCAAUGAAAUAUGGUCGCAAUAAACAAAAAUUAGACCUAUUUUAAUUGCUAUAUAAGUACAAUUUUAUGAAAUAAAUUAUAAAUAUAUGUUAAUGUUUUAAUCUUA
Messenger RNA from Nezara viridula (southern green stink bug), 3944 nucleotides. Lineage: Eukaryota; Metazoa; Arthropoda; Insecta; Hemiptera; Pentatomidae. The record is from the annotation of a GenBank genome assembly.